Glarea lozoyensis ATCC 20868 is the source of this 2370-nucleotide messenger RNA. RefSeq names its product Nucleic acid-binding protein. Gene Ontology annotation, biological process: DNA strand elongation involved in DNA replication; double-strand break repair via break-induced replication; mitotic DNA replication initiation. The coding region runs from base 1 to 2370 and encodes 789 amino acids. Gene Ontology annotation, molecular function: ATP hydrolysis activity; single-stranded DNA helicase activity; single-stranded DNA binding. Gene Ontology annotation, cellular component: MCM complex; nucleus. The record is from RefSeq and is a predicted model, not a curated record. NCBI's taxonomy places the organism in Eukaryota, Fungi, Ascomycota, Leotiomycetes, Helotiales, Helotiaceae. The transcript has 2 exons.
AUGGAUGAUCUACAACUUCGUGAUGAGGCUGUCAAGGACAGAGUUCGCGCUGCGACCGAGUUUCUUGAUCCAACUGAUAGAAAUGCCGCUCGAAGCUACCGAUCAGAGAUUAUAUUGAUGCUGCAAAAAUUUCAGAGACGACUUGUUGUCAGUAUAGAUGAAGUACGAGCCCAUAAUGUUGAACUUGCGGAAGGUCUUCUGCAGCAGCCCUUCGAGUACGUCCAGGCUUUCGACAGAGCGCUUCACGAUGUUGUCAAAGUCCUCCCAAAUACAACCAAAAAGCAGGAAUCGGAGGAUACAAUGUACUACUGUGCUUUUUCGGGAAGUUUUGGACAAUACGCUUGCAAUCCGAGAACACUAUCUUCUACACAUCUCAACCACAUGGUGUCCCUCGAGGGUAUUGUCACAAGAUGUUCUUUAGUUCGCCCAAAAGUCGUAAAGAGCGUCCACUAUAACGAGAAGAAGAAAAUUUUCCACUUCCGAGAAUACAAAGAUCAGACAAUGAGCGCGAAUGGUGCUGCGACAUCUAGCGUUUAUCCCCAGGAAGAUGAGGAAGGCAACCCCCUGAUUACAGAAUACGGAUACUGCACAUAUAGAGAUCACCAAACGAUAUCCAUCCAGGAAAUGCCUGAAAGAGCUCCCGCUGGUCAAUUACCGAGAGGAGUGGAUGUUAUAUUAGAUGAUGAUCUGGUGGACAAAUGCAAGCCUGGUGAUAGGGUACAGCUCGUUGGAAUUUAUCGAUCCUUGGGAAACAGAAAUGCUGGUCAUAACACUGCCUUGUUCAAAACGACGAUAUUGGCCAAUAAUAUAGUCAUGUUGUCGUCUAAAUCAGGUGGUGGUAUUGCCGCUGCGACUAUCACCGACACAGAUAUUCGCAAUAUUAAUAAGGUGGCUAAGAAGAAGAACCUCUUUGAUCUUCUUUCUCAGUCACUAGCGCCCAGUAUCUAUGGUCACGAAUUUAUCAAAAAAGCGAUUCUUUUGAUGCUUCUAGGUGGAAUGGAAAAGAACUUGGAAAACGGCACACAUUUAAGGGGUGAUAUUAAUGUUUUGAUGGUCGGUGAUCCUUCUACAGCAAAAUCGCAAAUCCUUCGAUUCGUCCUCAAUACCGCUCCUUUAGCGAUUGCCACGACUGGUCGUGGUUCUUCUGGUGUUGGUUUGACGGCAGCUGUUACGUCAGAUAAAGAAACUGGGGAACGAAGACUUGAAGCUGGUGCCAUGGUUCUGGCUGAUCGCGGUGUGGUAUGUAUUGAUGAGUUUGAUAAGAUGUCUGAUAUUGAUCGAGUGGCCAUCCACGAAGUCAUGGAACAACAAACUGUCACAAUCGCGAAAGCUGGAAUACACACAUCCUUGAAUGCACGAUGUAGUGUUGUGGCAGCGGCGAAUCCCAUAUUCGGACAAUACGAUACUCACAAGGAUCCUCAUAAAAAUAUCGCACUUCCUGAUUCUCUUCUUUCUCGUUUCGAUUUACUCUUCAUUGUCACAGAUGACAUUGAUGAUACUCGGGAUCGUCAAAUUUCGGAGCACGUUCUUCGAAUGCAUCGAUACAGACAGGCGGGAACCGAAGAGGGUGCCCCAGUUCGAGAACAAUCUCAACAAACUCUAGGCGUAGGAGUUGAUCAAGAAAUCGACGCAAACCGACCAACCGAAGUCUACGAAAAAUACAACCAAAUGCUCCACGCCGGUGUCACCCUAACCAGCGGCCGCGGCUCCAACAAAAAGGUCGAAGUCCUCAGCAUCCCCUUCAUUAAGAAAUACGUCCAAUACGCCAAAUCCCGAAUCAAGCCGGUCCUGACACAAGAAGCAUCUGACCGUAUCAGCGAAAUCUACGUCGGCCUCCGCAACGACGACAUGGCCGGCAACCAACGAAAAACCAAUGCCAUGACGGUCCGAACCCUCGAAACCAUCAUCCGUCUCUCCACCGCGCACGCCAAAUCCCGUCUCUCGAAUCGUGUCGAGGAGCGCGAUGCUAUAGCCGCGGAAACCAUUCUGCGAUUCGCACUGUUUAAGGAGGUAGUUGAGGAUGAGAAGAGGGGGAAGAGACGCAAGACCAGACCGUUGGAAGAUGAGAGUAGUAGUAGUGAGAGCGAUGAUAGUGAUUCACCGCCUCCUGCGCCCAGUACCUCGCGCACGCCUGGCACGGCGAGAACGAGAGGCCUGGCCGUACCAAAGGGCAAGGAACGCGCGAAAACCCCCGUGGACGAGGACGAUGAUGAGGAUCUCUACGACGCCACCCCCCAACGAACACGCACCUCCAACCGUCAAGCCUCCUCUCAACCCUCCUUCGCAUCCUCAAUGCCUGCCUCUCAACUCCCCAUCCUCCUCCCAAUCCCCAAGAAGAUUCCUCCCUUGCCGCCUCCACCGCAGCACUAA